GAAAUACCAAAUAAACGGGAAGUGAAAUCGCGAAAAAAUACUCCCGAGGAGAAACGAAAACAAAAUAGAGAAUGGAGAAAGCGAAAGCGACAGCAGAAGAAUGCGAGUAAUCUGGCUCUGCUCGCUAAUACUGAAGUUCUGCUGAGAAUCAAUGAUGGACCAAAUGUGGCUGAGACGAGCUUGGUAGAUAAGAAAUCGUUUUCUCCAAAUCUGGAUACAGAACAGGUAGGCAACGAAAGCGGACUUAUCAUGCUUAAGGCUAAUUCUAAAGAAGAAAUGGUAAGUAAUGCGAAGAGACCACGAUUAACAACCCUCUUGGAUGUACAUUGUUCAAGAUCUGCAACAAUGCUUCGGAUGGCGCUUGGAGACGACGCAAGACGCAAGCCGACUCAACAUUCAAGGUCAUUUUUGGCACAGACAACGUUUCAACGCAUUGUUAGUCAGAAAAAUAUCCAUUUUAAGAGUAUGUCAGAUGAAGAAUUCAAAUGCAACUUUAAAGAAUUGAUUCCGGAACAUUUGGAGUAUCUAACCCAACAUUCCGUUGGUAGUGGAAGUUUUGGCCAAUGCUUCAAAGCAAAUGACACACAAUGACAACGCCGGAGAACAGGACAGGGCAAAGAAAAACCUUCUUCAUGAAGCAGGGGUUAUAACUGCAUUGGGGGAUCAUGCCAACCUCCCAAUGUUGUUUGGAGUAGUUACAAAGAGCUUGCCCCUAUGCCUUGUUCUACAGUUCCAUGGCAUCAACCAAGAAAGCACUACUCUUCAUCAGGCAGCAAGGAAAAACCUGCUUAAUUCAACAGAUUGUAUUUCACUGUUUAUAGAGAUAGCUUCUACCUUGAGCUAUGUUCAUUCAUGGGGCUACCUUCAUAAUGACAUAAAAGCUAACAAUGUAGUAUUGGAAAGAAAGUCCGACCCUGCGAAAUACGACCCGAUUCUUAUUGAUUUCGGUAAAAGCACCAAGCUGGGGUUGCCAUCCUCAAAACGAAGUUCGUCCUUCUCUUCAAGAAAGAUCUAUUUAGCCCCAGAAGUCCAAAAAGAAAGACGUUACAGCAUUUCUAGUGACAUUUACUCUUUAGGAAGAAUGCUGAAGGCUGUGUCGUGUUUAAUAGGUUUUUAUGAGAAGGUGCGGGUGCUUGUGAAAAAAGCCACUGACCAAAACCCGGGUGAUAGGCCUACUGUUGAAGAAUUUUUGCAACAAAUCUCUACAAUUAUACCAUAG
Messenger RNA from Pocillopora meandrina, 1219 nucleotides. The record is from the annotation of a GenBank genome assembly. Lineage: Eukaryota; Metazoa; Cnidaria; Anthozoa; Scleractinia; Pocilloporidae.